Odontomachus brunneus is the source of this 6901-nucleotide messenger RNA. RefSeq names its product manganese-transporting ATPase 13A1. The record is from RefSeq and is a predicted model, not a curated record. Bases 311 to 3820 code for a protein of 1169 amino acids. NCBI's taxonomy places the organism in Eukaryota, Metazoa, Arthropoda, Insecta, Hymenoptera, Formicidae. Gene Ontology annotation, molecular function: ATP binding; ATP hydrolysis activity; P-type ion transporter activity. The transcript has 18 exons. Gene Ontology annotation, biological process: intracellular calcium ion homeostasis. Gene Ontology annotation, cellular component: endoplasmic reticulum membrane.
ACAGCGCUCGGAGGACUAGCUUCGAAGCAGUUCACCCAUUGGUGCCGUGUUGACAUUGCUGGCGCACUUCUCAGCGUCCACGGGCAGGCUUCAACGUCACAUACAUAACUCUAUCGGCUCGUUGGAUUUUUCUGCGUUAGGUGUCAACGCGAGCGUUACGUCCGAGAACGUUUGAGCAGCUGGGAUCGCCGGAGAAUACACGCGCCUCAAGGCAUCGUCGAUGUGAAUGGUGCUUAAGACUCGAGGCUGUCGGACCUGAGAACGUUCCGCGCGCGUCGUGACGACUUGUUAACUGUUGUUUAGCGUAAUCAUGGCGGCGAUCUCGCCACGAAUAGACGAGCUUGUGCAGUCGGUCAGCAUGCACAAUUCACGCAGAUGGAUGUUUAACGGCUACAUCAUGCCGUUCGUAAUACUGCUGUCUGCAUGGAUCAACUGUUGGAUCUUCGUCUACGGUGUCGACGAGUAUUAUGACGCGGGCCUGGUGGGCAUCGCGGUAAUCGGCGUGCUACAGGUCCUCCUGUGUCUCUGCUGUCAAUGGUCCGUGCACAUUCAUACGUUCGUCAAUUGCAGCUCGGAAAGAGAUCCUUACAAAGCCAGAAUAGUAAAGGUAGUGCCUACGCCGAAUAACGGAAGCACUGAACUGAUCAAGCUGCAUCAUAAGGAGCAGCAGGAACCGUGGUUCAUCUUUCAGAAGACUAAGUAUCAUUGGGAUCCGGCGAAAAAGUCAUUUAUAGGCCUACACUUCCCCAUCAAUCAUUCCGUUAAACAUUAUUGCGAAUGGAAAGGAUAUCUUGACGAAAAGGAAAUUGCAGCGGCGGAAGAGAAAUAUGGCAAAAACAUCUUGGACAUGGUCGUGCCCGAGUUCUGGGAGCUUUUCAAGGAGCGUGCGAUCGCGCCGUUUUUCGUUUUUCAAGUUUUCUGCGUAGCGCUCUGGUGCUUGGACAAGUACUGGUACUAUAGUAUCUUCACUCUGAUCAUGCUUAUCAUGUUCGAAUGCACGCUGGUACAGCAACAAUUGAAAAACAUGGCUGAGAUUCGCAAAAUGGGCAACAAGCCCUACAUGAUUAUGGUGUACAGAAAUAGGCGAUGGCGCUUAUUAUUUUCAGAUCAACUGGUGCCCGGUGAUAUCGUUUCUAUCACGAGGCCUCGACAGGAUAAUCUGGUGCCAUGCGACAUGUUACUGCUGCGAGGUCCCUGCGUGGUUGACGAGAGCAUGCUGACAGGUGAAUCCGUCCCGCAAAUGAAGGAGCCUAUAGAGGACAUGGAUGGAAAUCGGAAUCUGGACAUCGAAGGCGAUGACAAGCUGCACGUGCUUUUCGGCGGUACGAAAGUCGUGCAGCACACACCUCCUAGCAAGAACACCCCUGGUCUACGAGCGGCCGACAACGGAUGCGUUGCCUAUGUGCUGCGUACCGGUUUCUCCACGUCGCAGGGCAAACUCUUGAGGACGAUAUUAUUUGGCGUUAAACGCGUUACCGCCAACAACCUCGAGACUUUCGGUUUCAUUUUGUUUUUAUUGAUCUUCGCGAUCGGCGCCGCCAUGUACGUUUGGAUAAAAGGCAGCGAGGAUCCCACGAGGAAUAAGUACAAACUGUUCUUAGAGUGCACAUUGAUCCUGACAUCCGUAGUGCCGCCGGAACUGCCUAUAGAAUUGUCUCUAGCUGUUAAUACGUCUCUGGUAGCACUUUCUAAGUUAGGUGUGUUCUGUACGGAACCGUUCCGGAUCCCCUUCGCCGGCAAGGUCGAUAUUUGCUGCUUCGACAAAACCGGUACACUCACCAGCGAUAACUUGGUAGUCGAGGGUGUCGCGGGAAUCGAUGGUAAAGCAGACGUGAUCCAACUUUCGGACACACCUCUGGAGAGUGUUCAAGUGCUCGCCACGUGUCAUUCCCUCGUUCAAUUAGACGAUGGUAUCGUCGGUGAUCCUCUGGAAAAAGCCACUCUCAAGGCUAUCAAUUGGAGUCUCACAAAAAGUGACUCGGUGAUUCCUAAGAAAGGUAAAUCUCCGGUGCUAAAGAUCGUACAGAGGUAUCAUUUCUCGCCAGCUUUGAAGAGAAUGAGCGUCGUGGUCGGAUAUAAUGUUCCAGGAGCCUCGGAGACGCAUUACAUGACUACAGUGAAAGGCGCGCCGGAAACCUUAAAGAGUAUGUUAUCCUCCAUACCUGAAAAUUACGAGUCAACGUACUUGUCCUUCUCGCGACGCGGUGCGAGAGUGCUUGCCCUGGGAUACCGUAAGCUCUCUGGUACUUUAUCCUCUCAGGACCUGAGGGAAUUGACUCGCGAGAAGUUGGAGAGCAAUCUCACGUUCGCCGGUUUCGUCAUUAUCAGUUGCCCUCUUAAGCCUGACUCGAAAGCCGUCAUUAAGGAAAUUGUUAAUUCCUCGCAUUCGGUGGUAAUGAUAACUGGCGACAAUCCGUUGACGGCUUGUCACGUGAGCCGCGAGCUACAUUUCACGAAGAAGUCCAACACGCUCAUAUUGACCGAGGAUGGCGACGAAUGGCGGUGGGAAAGCAUAGAUAAGACGAUGGAACUUCCUCUAAACGCAAGUAAUAUCGAGCCAUAUAAAGAGAUUUGGCACGAUUAUGCGCUCUGUGUGACGGGUGAGGGUUUAGUGUAUCUGGAAGAGAACCAACGCAAUAUCCUUUGGAAGUUAUUGCCGCACAUUGUGAUUUUUGCGCGAUGCGCACCGAAGCAGAAGGAAUUCAUCAUCGUGUCUCUAAGAUCUCUUGGCUACACGACGUUGAUGUGCGGAGAUGGAACGAACGACGUCGGUGCUUUGAAACACGCGCAUGUGGGUGUUGCGAUCCUUUCUAGUCCACCCAAGAAAAUACUUCCCGACAAACGAGAAGACUUCCGGAAUGACACGUCUAUGUCGCCCAUAAACAACGGACCGAGAGCGAAUUCGAAAACGCCACUGCUGAACACCCGUACGAAACUGCAGAAGAUGCUGAAAGAUGUCGAGAAUGAGACGCAAGAGUUGCCUACGACCGUGAAACUCGGCGACGCCUCUAUCGCGGCGCCCUUCACUAGCAAGAUGUCUUCUAUCCAAUGCAUAUGUCACGUAAUCAAGCAAGGACGCUGUACCCUGGUCACCACUCUGCAAAUGUUCAAGAUCCUGGCGCUGAACGCGCUGAUACUCGCUUACAGUCAAUCGGUGCUAUACCUAGAUGGAGUUAAAUUCAGCGACGUGCAGGCAACUUUGCAGGGUAUUCUCUUGGCGGCGUGUUUCCUCUUUAUCUCGCGCUCGAAACCCCUGAAGACUCUGUCGCAGCAGAGACCGCUGCCGAAUAUCUUCAAUCUCUAUACCAUCGCAACCGUGUUGCUGCAAUUCACCGUACACUUCAUUUCUUUACUCUAUCUAGUGAAAGAGGCUGUCGCCUGGUCUCCAGAGGACCACAAAUUAGUAUCUUUGUUGCAUAGUAAUUUUAGCACUAAUUUGGAGUCAGCAGCGACUGCAUCUAGCAACGACAAUAACGAAGAUGAGCCUUUUGAGGCAAAUUUAAUAAAUAGUACUGUGUACAUAAUAGCGAUGUCUCUUCAGGUUUCCACCUUUGCCAUAAAUUAUCGGGGUCUGCCGUUCAUGGAGAGUCUGCGACAGAAUAAGGCUUUAAUGGUGAGUCUAUUGGGCAACUCCGUCGUCAUUCUGUUGCUGGCCUGUGGAUUUCUGCCCAACUUAGCAGUGCAAUUCGAGAUUGUGGAUUUUCCAAGUCAAUUUCGUGUUACACUGGUGCAAGUGUUAAUCGCGGAUUUUGCCUUCGCUUACAUUGUCGACAGAGUCUGUCUGUGGCUCCUCGGCGAUGGAAGACAACACAAACUGUGAUCAAAACUAUCUUUAAUCGAUGACUGACUGUAUCAAAGAUUUUUCUAUGUAACUUUUGUUACUGAUCUUGUUCCACGUUAAGAGCUGACAAUUUUGAUAUUUAAAAAUCGGUGAUGUUCUUGUCAUUACAUCUACGCACUUAUUCACACAUGCAAAAUAAACACACGUACACACGUACACACGACUCAUCGUCUGUAAUUGCAUUUUAUAUUUUACGUCAGAUCAGAGUAUCUUUUAUUUUGUGUGCGAGAGAAACGGAAAUGUAAUGUGUACGGAAAAUAUAAAUAUAUGCACGACGAUCUCUCACGGUUCGCUACUCACCUAAAGAAUUGAAAUCGUUCACUCUUCAAUGCCGUCAACUUCUUCGUGGAACAAGAGGCAAUGCUCCGGAAGAUCGUUAUUUAUUGUCGAUGUUGACAUUAUACGAUAAUUGUUAAAUCAGUAUUUGUCUUAGCAUAUUAACGUAUAUAUAUCAAAGAUGUCGCGGAGGAUAUAUUGUUUAGUCUCGUGAUCUGGACGAAGAUCCUGGUUGAUCCGUUGAUUUUCUCGAGACAUUUGAUGAUCCUGUCAGCGCAUCGACAAUAAAUAUUAGUCACGUGAAGCAGCGCUCGAGAAAGAAAGAGAACAAGAGAAAGAGAGAGAGUGUGUGUGAGAGAGCAAAGCGUGUGUAUCGUGUACAUAAAAUGUAGAUAAACGAUACUGCUUCAAGAUACGCCGUUCACGUACAGAUCUCCAGAAUGUAUGGGAACGGUCGCAUCACGACUUAUACACGAUACCCGAUGUAAAUCGUGUAUAAGUGAAACAUCGCAUCGUCCCAUAAUAAUUCUACAUUUAUUUACGAUAUACGAUCGCGCGAAACACUUCUCUAAUCGUCUAUCCGACACGACAAUUCUGUGUAUGUACGUAUUUAGUAGUUUCAUACGUUUCAACAAUUGCAUUCCACUUUGAAGGCGUCGAUCGUCAACAACACUCUUGCGGCGCACAUUUCAAGUUUGCUGAUCAAAUAUACCUGUAGUUGUGUUUUAUUCCGAUUUUUCCAUUAUAUACAUACGUGCGCGUUCGAUUGUGUCGAUCGAUUUUCGUCUCUGUCUCGACCACAUACCGUGUGUUGGACAGAUGAAGAGCGAGAGGCGAAAAGAUGUUGGUUUGUUCUCGUAUCUUAGGUCAUUAAGAACGUCUUUGGUCAUUGAGUGUAUAGUUGUAUAUUAUUGUACAUUUAUAAUGAUGACUAAUAAAACGUUCAAAAUGACGAUUAAAAACCAGCAGUCUUUUUUUGAUCGUUGAUGAUAUCGGUUAAAUCGAAGAACCGGCCGGAGGUUCAUCGGUAUUGCUAAUGAUAUUCGUUUAAUUAGCACUUGAAUACCGAGCAGCAAAUAAGUAGGGAGGUCGUUCUACAUUGGUUGCAUUCUGCGAACACAAUGCUUGUGCAAUCAUUGAGCAAAAAUUAUCUACGAUUAGUGUCUACUUUUAGACCUAUCAAUAACGCCCAUCUUCCAAAAGUAGAUCAUCCAACUGUUAUGUUCACUAAACGUGGUCAUUGUGAAAACUCCUGUCAGCAUCGGGGAAGGGGAUUAUUAGCGGUCAGCGAAAUGUAUCAGUAUUUAGGUCAUUAUUUUUUAUUCGCGGUCACUGAUCCCGAAGUUAGAGAAUGUGCUUUUCUUUAUUGAAAAUACUUAACUGCAAAAUACUUGGAAUACUUUAACGUCUCGGUUGGCGUUACGUUUGCUGCAGUCGUACUUGCUUCUUACUCGUGAAUAUUUCAAAUGUGUUUACGAAUGUAGAAAAAGCAAGAGAUUCCCUAAGGGUAAUUUUCCAACUUAUGUAAAGUUAGCCUCUUAAUAUUUAAAAAACAAAAUUUGUCUAUGUUUGCUUACGAAUGCCCCGUUGGAAUUUUCGUUUGUCCUUAGCUAAAGUUAUAAAAUUUAAUUUUUGGGGGGCCAACUUUACAUUAGUUCCCCAAUAUUAAAAAAAAAUGAAAAUUUUUUCUUUGUAUUCGUUUGCUCACGAAUGCCCCAUUGGAAUUUUCUCAAUUAUAAAAAAUUCCUUAAUUUCUUCCUUAAUUACAAAGUUAUUGAAAAUUAAUUAAUUAAUUUAUUAAUCUAUCACAUAUACUAAAAUAAUAAAUUCUGAAAAUUUUGCUCUAGGCUAACUUCAUUUUUUAAAGACUUUGUAAAUAUUUUAUGUGUAUUUUAUGUAUAUUUUAUUUGUAAUAUUUUAUGUGUAUUUUAUAUGUCAUAAUAUUAUAACGUUUAAAAUUUUCACCUUACUAAAUUAAUCUAUCAUAUAUUAAAAUAACAGAUACUGAACAAAUUAGCAAAAGAUUCUACAAAAAAUAUGUGCAUAGUUUAAGUAUCUUAUCGCUGAUAUAUAUAUAUAUUCCCUUAUCUAUUUUACAACACAUUAGACCUGUUCUUUGUAGCUGCACUGUUGAACUGAUACAAUAUAUUAAAAUGAAACAAAUAUACGUUUUCUCACUCUAACUUAUUGUACUAGUUCAAUAAUGUAGCUACAAAGAACAGGUCUAUUAAUCAAACUAGGUUAGAUUAAGUUAGACUAUACAUUUUAACCUACUCCAUAUAGUAAAAUUAUUUAAUCUAUGUAUUAUUAUAGUAUAUGAUAGACUAAUUAAGACUAAUAUGUACUAAUAUAUAAUGGACCAAUUAAGACUUAAUAAGACGAAAGAUUUAAACAAUUUUCAUUAUGAUAUAUUAAGAUAUUUACAAAAAAUUAUCUUGAAAAUUUACAUUAGCUUGAAUUAAGCUAGAUUAAAAUUUUUUAACCUCAAUUGUUAAUGACAGCCGACAGAAUUGUUUACGUAGAAUUAUUUGUUUUAUUCUGUUAACAUACACAGGAAUAUUAGUUUUUCGAUUAAUUUGUUAAUUUAUCGGAUGACAAAUUGCACAGUUUGAAAUCACUGUUGGCGAUUUUAACAGUUAACAUUUUGCAGUCGUAAUGUUUUGGACAGCUGACUGUAUCAAUGUUUAUAGUGUAGAAGAUAAAUAUUUCAAGUGUACGUUUCAAUCAUAUCUCAUAUGAAAAAAAAACAUGUUUCGACUGAAAAUAAACGAUUGGUGACGAGUA